GAGUUGUAAGUGAGCAGCCACUAAGAAAGGUUUCCUGCAAGCCAGGACAGCUGUCCCAGCUGCUGUCAGCUAAGUUCUCGGCUGCUGUGGCUCAGGGUCCCGUGCGUGAGGCUCCGGCCAGUCCUUCUCACUCCCUCCAGAAGGAAACUCACUUUGAAGUCCCCCAAGAUGGAUUUGCAUCUAGGGGCUGCCCUUGGACACUGGGGUCCCCUGCUCCUUGCUCUCUUCCUGGCUUCCUCCAGAGGUCAGGUGGCAGCCCUCAAGCUCACCACUCCAUACUCCCUCUAUGUCUGUCCUGAAGGGCAGAAUGUAACCCUGACCUGCAAGGUCUUGGGCCCGCUCAUAGACCGACAUGACUCACUGUACAAGACAUGGUACAUGGGCCACCGAGAGAACCAGAGCUGCUCAGAGCGAAGGCCCAUCCGCAAUGUUACAGAGCGAGAGCUGCACCCACACCACAGCGGGCAUCACACUGCCAACAGUAGCCAGAAUCCUGCUGGGCACAAGGACCCCACUCUGCACCAUGGGGUAGAGCUGAGCUCCGACCACCAUGGGAACUUCUCCAUCACCCUGCUUAACCUGACUUUGCAGGACAGUGGCCUCUACUGCUGCAAGGUGGUGGAGUUUAAUCAUCACCACUCUCAGCAGGCAUUCCAUGGUCUUGUGGAGCUCCAGGUGCACAAAGGCCAAGCUCCACUCUCCAAAUGCACAUUGCACCCAGCCUCCACCCAGGAAAGUGAAAAUAUCACAGCAGCAGCCUUGGCCACUGGAGCCUGCAUUGUGGGCAUCCUCUGUCUGCCCCUGAUCCUCCUCUUGGUCUACAAACAGCAGCAGGCAGCCUCCAACAGGCGUGCCCACGAGCUGGUGAGGAUGGAGAGCAAUGCGCAGGGCAUUGAGAACCCCGUUUUUGAAGCCGUGCCUCCUGGGAACCCCGAAUCAAAGCCCAAGCCUCCUCUAUCCUACAUGGCUCAGAGACAGCCUUCUGAGUCAGGACGGCACCUUCUCUCAGAACCCAAUACCCCAUUAUCUCCUCCUGGCCUUGGAGAUGUCUUCUUCCCAUCGCUAGAUCCAGUCCCUGACUCUCCUGAUGCAGAAGCAGUCUAGAACUGCUUAGCAUUGAGGGGGAUGAUAAUAGCAUUGCUGAGGGACAGGGGCUAGGCCUGGGCAGUCCACAGGCUGGCCCUGUGGACAAAUUCCCCCUUGGACUCAUUGUCUAUAGUUCUUUGGUGCUCUCUUGGCCUUCUCCCACCCAUGCAGGACCUAAGAGUCCUGAUGAUCCCUCAGGAUCCAACACAGGGGAAAGAAAAAUACUUCAUCAAUCAACUCCCCUUGGCUCCUGGUCGCCAGAGAUACUGUGGGACCCCACUACUCAGAGAGACGAAUGACUCAUCAGCCUCACUCAAUAUCCUGGGACAAAAGGCUUGGAUCUGAGAAUCUUCCCCCUAAUUCUGAGCUCUUCCUGUCACUAUGCCUUAGGACCAAGAUAUAGUGAACUCUCCCCCUCCCCCUCCCCCCUUCCUCAUACCCACUCCGGGCUCCUGGACAGGGGGAAGCAAACCAGAAUUCCCCUAUAGGCUACCAUGGCAAUGUUAAACCUGGUCUGUAGGGAAAGAUCCCACCAGCUGAUUCUCACUAUGCAAUCAAGAACUCAUUAACCCAUUCUGAGGUGUGUGUAUUUGUGGGAGUGCCUUCCUUAACAAAGACUGAGACCUUGGGAGGGGAGAGAGAGGUGGGCAAUGAGCCCAUCCAGCCAGUGAGGAAGACUUUCCUGACCUUAUUCUAAGGUUGCCCACAUCCCAGCUGUGUGUGUAAGUUAAGCCACAGGUCACAGAAGACCACAGGGAAACAAGGCUUUGGGCUUAGGGGUUCGCCUUCCCUUGGCUCUGGCCUCUCCAGGUUAAGCUGCCCAGAUUCCCCCUCGCCCCAGACAAGAAGUGCUGUUUGGAGGUACCAUGUCACUGUGAGCAAUGGGGCAUCUUGGGCAAUCAGGGGUGGAACUUGGGCUGAAAUAUCCUUUCCUGGCAGUUGGCAGGGAGUGAUGGGGUAAGUGGUGGACAUUGUCACAGGGGUGAAUGAAGAGAAGGAACUCCUCAGCAUCUAUCUGCUGGCCAGAGGGGGAUCCAGGAGAGCUAAGGGGAUCUAGAGAGCCUGGGCUUGGUGGUGGACUCGGCUGGCGAGCCAUGGUGGCUUUGAGGAAUCUACCUGCCUCCUCUGAGCCUUCAUUUUCUGACCUAUAGAGUCUGGAGAACAAUCCCUGCUUUGUCCUCAGUCGAUGGAGAGGAGGAGGGGGAGGAGGAGGAGGAAGAUGAAGAGGCACUCUGUAAAUACAAGGCAUUGUUAGCACUCUGCUAUCUGUUCACCUUUGCUGCUUUGUAUGCAUGGAUUUGUACCUGGAUUUGUUUAUAAAAAUGUGUGUGUAUGUUUACAUAGAUAUAGAAGCAAAAAGGGGACACUUUUUUCAAGUUGCAAUUAAAGGAUUUUUAAAGAA
Molecule: messenger RNA, 2488 nt
Organism: Trichosurus vulpecula (common brushtail)
Lineage: Eukaryota; Metazoa; Chordata; Mammalia; Diprotodontia; Phalangeridae
Gene: VSIR
Product: V-set immunoregulatory receptor
Exons: 7
Coding region: 169-1104 (311 amino acids)
Biological process (GO): negative regulation of CD4-positive, alpha-beta T cell proliferation; regulation of immune response; positive regulation of regulatory T cell differentiation
Cellular component (GO): plasma membrane
Source: RefSeq, a predicted model, not a curated record